CUCACAGGAUUUUGCCUCGGUUGAUCCUCCCAUGCGGCAAUGGACCGCACGAUGCUCGUAGCGUUCGCUUUCAUACUCGCCAGCUACGGCUGCGUUGCCAAUGACGACCUAACCACGACCUUUGACGAACGCCGCGAAGAGAGCACCUCUACCGAUGGCAUUGGCCAGGCGCCUACGACCACGACCUUUGACGAACGCCGUGAGGAGGUCACCUCUACGGAUGGCACGGACCAGGCAACUUGUGCGGACACUUCGGAGGAAGCAACAGGGACCAAUGGCGGCGGCUGCGAAUGGUGGACGGAUUAUGCUCAGUAUUGUGCAUAUGACUAUUUGUACGACGACAGCGACUUCACAGCCGGAGACAUGUGCUGCGCAUGCGGGGGUGGCGAGGUUGGCGAUUCAACGGCGCCGACGCCCACCAGCCCGACGCCCGCACCCACGUCAUCUCCGAAUCCGGCAACUUGUGCGGACACUUCGGAGGGAGCAACAGGGACCAAUGGCGGCGGCUGCGAAUGGUGGACGGAUUAUGCUCAGUAUUGUGCAUAUGACUAUUUGUACGACGACAGCGACUUCACAGCCGGAGACAUGUGCUGCGCAUGCGGGGGUGGCGAGGGUGGCGAUUCAACGGCGCCGACGCCCACCAGCCCGACGCCCGCACCCACGCCAUCUCCGAAUCCGGCAACUUGUGCGGACACUUCGGAGGAAGCAAUAGGGACCAAUGGCGGCGGCUGCGAAUGGUGGACGGAUUAUGCUCAGUAUUGUUUAUAUGACUACUUGUACGACGACAGCGACUUCACAGCCGGAGACAUGUGCUGCGCAUGCGGGGGUGGCGAGGGUGGCAAUUCAACGGCGCCGACGCCCACCAGCCCGACGCCCGCACCCACGCCAUCUCCGAAUCCGGCAACUUGUGCGGACACUUCGGAGGAAGCAAUAGGGACCAAUGGCGGCGGCUGCGAAUGGUGGACGGAUUAUGCUCAGUAUUGUGUAUAUGACUACUUGUACGACGACAGCGACUUCACAGCCGGAGACAUGUGCUGCGCAUGCGGGGGUGGCGAGGGUGGCAAUUCAACGGCGCCGACGCCCACCAGCCCGACGCCCGCACCCACGUCAUCUCCGAGUCCGGCGCCGACGCCCACCAGCCCGACGCCCGCACCCACGCCAUCUUCGAAUCCGGCGAUUUGCGCGGACACCUCAGAGGAAGCAGUGGGGAUCAACGGCGGAGGCUGCGAAUGGUGGACGGAUUAUCCUUUGUUUUGUAUCUAUUCGCCUUUCUAUGACGACGCCGACUUCACAGCCGCAGAGAUGUGCUGCGCAUGUGGGGGCGGCGAAGCAACGGC
This is a messenger RNA of Prorocentrum cordatum, 1337 nucleotides long. The record is from the annotation of a GenBank genome assembly. Lineage: Eukaryota; Dinophyceae; Prorocentrales; Prorocentraceae.